AUGCGUGGCGACCCCGACAUCACCACCGAGGAGGUGGUUCUGCAGGAGCCGACAGCCGUCCUCGAGAAGCAGGACACUGAGAAGCUGAGGGGCGUUGGUUCCGAUGACUCAAGCGACAAUGUUGCCGGCCUCGAUCAAGGCGAUUUCCUCAAAGGACACGACGAGCAGCUGGACGAAGAUCAUGUCAUCGUGACAGGUGCCGAUGCCGCAAACUACCUGCUGUCAAUUCGCGACGACGGCGACCCGGCUCUUACUGUGCGCAGCAUGGUCCUCGCAACGGUGGUUGCAGCUUUCCAGGCGGCCAUGAACCAGAUCUACAGCUUCAAACCCACCUCAGUGACCAUCAGCGGAUCCUUUAUCGUCCUCAUCAUCUGGUUCCUCGGACGUGGCUGGGCCCUUCUCCUUCCGCGAGGUGACCGACUGGAGGCCAAGUGGCGUGCAAACGGUGGCAGUGGUCGCCGCCCGUGGUGGAUCUCGCUGGCCGUACUCUUCAACCCGCGCGAGUUUGGACUCAAGGAGCACGCAGUUGCUGCUAUCACUGCUUCGUCGGCUUCACACGGAGUUUCGGGCAUUCAAGUCUUCACAGUCCAGAACCUCUACUACAACGACCAGGUCAGUGCCACGACAGUCAUCCUCUCCACUCUGUCGAUUGGACUGUAUGGCUAUGGUCUCACUGGCUUGCUCCGCCCCAUCACUGUCUGGGCCCCAGAGUCGGUGUACUGGACCAACAUUCCCGUCGUGAAGAUCCUGCAGUCGCUUCACUGGGACGACGUCAAGAACUCCAAGCCGUUGCGUGUCUUCUGGUACUGCUUUGCCGGCAUGGGAGUCUACGAAUGGUUCCCCGCCUACAUCUUCCCAUGGCUCAACUCAGUGUCCAUUCCCUGCUUGGCUUCCAUGCACGCCACUGGAAACAAGGCCCACAUUCUCAGGAACGUAUUCGGCGGCAGUCUCAGCAACGAAGGUCUGGGUAUCCUCAACUUUUCAUUUGACUGGCAAUACAUUACUUCGUCCUCCACCAGUAUGCCACUCAAGCUUCAGGCCAACUUCGCGGUCGGUCUCGUCAUCUGCUGGAUUGCCAUGCUGGCCGUCUACUACGGUAACGCGUGGGGAGCACUCUCCCAGCCAUUCAUGUCGACCUCGCUCAAGACAGCCGCCGGAGGCUCGUACUCGUCCACGUCCGUGUUCGUGAACGGCAUCCUGGACGAGGAAAAGCUGGCUUCGUAUGGCCUCCCGCAUCUCACCGGAACUUACACCUGGGCCAUGCUGGUCGGCAAUGCUGCGAUUGGUGCUGUCAUUGCCCACUGCAUCUUAUUCUGGGGCAAGGACAUUCUCCUGACAAUCAAGCGACUCCGCAAGGGCGAGUUUGAGGACCGUCACCACGCUGUGAUGGCCACAAACUACAAGGAAGCCAGCUGGAUGUGGUACGCCGGCAUGCUCGUCAUCUCCUUCGUUCUCGGCCUCGUUGUGGUGAUCACGCAGAACCUUACCUUCCCGGUGUACGGUUACAUCAUCGCAUUGGUGGUCGGAUCAAUUGUGGCCCCGUUCAGCACCAUUCUCUAUGCCAGGUUUGGCAAUGGUAUCGCCACGAACGCCCUCAUGAAGAUGAUCGCCGGUGCCAUUCACCCUGGACGACCCCUCGCAAACCUCUACUUUACCGGCUGGUCGCAUUCGGCAGUCAUGCAGAGCAUCUACCUCUCUGGUGACCUUAAAAUGGGAGAAUACCUGAAGAUCCCGCCUCGCACAAUGCUCCUCACCCAGGUGUGGGGCACCGUCUUCGGCGCGUUUAUCAACUAUGCUGUCAUGAUCAGCAUCGUCAACAACCACCGCGACAUCCUCGUCGACUCAAACGGCUCCUCAACCUGGAGUGGACAGUCGUACCAGUCCCUCAACACGCAAGCAACCGCAUGGGCUUUGGCCAAGUACCUGUAUGUGGCCGGCAAGCCAUAUGUCGCUGUCCCUAUCGGACUCGCCAUUGGAUUCGGCCUGGUGGUCAUCCACCGCGUCGUCGUGCGCUUUGUCCCCCGCAUCGGCCGCUUGAACCUGUCCGACAUCAACCUGCCUACUCUGCUCAUGUACUCCGGCUGGCUGGGUUACAACCAGACUCAGUCAUGCGUUGUUAUCAGCCAGCUCCUGGCCGGAUUCUUCGUCCAGUAUUACCUCCGCAACUACCGCCCUCGCAUCUUCAAGGACUACCAGUACCUUGUGACCGCGGCAUUCGAUGGUGCCUCGCUGUUUGUGCUGUUCAUUCUGUCAUUUGCGGUCCUCGGUGCCGGUGGGUUGGAGAAGCCGUUCCCCUUCUGGUGGGGAAACCCCAACACCGACCUGAGUGGUGUAUCAUAG
Apiotrichum porosum is the source of this 2340-nucleotide messenger RNA. RefSeq lists its product as uncharacterized. NCBI's taxonomy places the organism in Eukaryota, Fungi, Basidiomycota, Tremellomycetes, Trichosporonales, Trichosporonaceae. The transcript has 3 exons. Bases 1 to 2340 code for a protein of 779 amino acids. Gene Ontology annotation, biological process: transmembrane transport. Gene Ontology annotation, molecular function: oligopeptide transmembrane transporter activity. The record is from RefSeq and is a predicted model, not a curated record.